Molecule: messenger RNA, 1188 nt
Organism: Bursaphelenchus xylophilus (pine wood nematode)
Lineage: Eukaryota; Metazoa; Nematoda; Chromadorea; Rhabditida; Aphelenchoididae
Source: the annotation of a GenBank genome assembly
AUGCUUUUUCUCUUACUAAUAUUCAUCCUUCCCAUUUCUUUGGCCGACUAUACCUACUAUUAUGAAAAACGUGAGUAGAUGAACAACACUUGUUGGUAAAAAAAUUUAGCUCAUUACGUGACUCCAUUCUUCACUGUCAAAAUUGGCAAUGACAGCCAAGAUGUGAACGUCCACUUUGAUUUAAUCCGUCCGUUCUCCUAUGUCUUCUCUGACAAGUGUAAGAUGCACAGUAGAUGUGACUGGCAUCUACAUUACUACAUUUACAAUUCAACAAAGACCGGGGGAAUGCCACUGCGAUCUUCUUUUAUCGACAAUUUCCAUUCCGAUGCCUUAUAUUUGAAGGGCCAUUACUUUGCGGAUUCUCUCAAUUUCGGCGAAAUUAAAUUGCCUCUGGCAUUAGGAGUUGUUGAUGAAGGAAAUGGCGGAGUCAAUGAGCUGGAUGGAGUGAUUGGACUUGGAUUUGAUCAGAAAAAUAAUAGUAUUGUGAAGAAAUUGAUGAAGAAAUUGAGUGUGAAACAAAUCACAGUUCAAGAAGGACAUAACAACUUGCAGAGGGUGAGACAUUAAUUAGCAUCAUGCAUGCUGAUUAUAAUUCCAGCCAGGAAAGCCAUUGAACAGCUACUCCAAUGGAAGUAUUACCUUUGGAAAAUACCAUAGCAAUGACUGCGGAGAGUUUGCGUUCAUGAACGCGAUGAAUAAUUAUAGCUGGAUGUUUGUUGCAGAGUAAGUUCAGGCUUCUCGAAAGCUACAAAGGCUAUUUUAGUGUCCGGGUCGGAAACAGAACCCUGAAGAACCAAAAAAUUGCAUUUAACUUUGGCCGACGGACUCUGAUACCAACCCACAUUUUCAAAAGAUAUUUCCCUUCGUUGGAAAGCGAUUCAGAAGAAACGUUUCCGCAAUUUGCCUUCACAGCAUUUGGAAAAGAAUAUAAAACAACAAAAGAGGACUACUCUUACUAUGUUCCACAUGUAAGCAAUGUACCACCAUCUUGUAGCAAAACAUUGCUCACAUUUUCAGACCAAAGGUUAUAUGCAAUUGUUGGGAUCGGUCAGUCACCAGCCCUACGAUUUUGCAUUUGGUAGCGAUUUUCUGCAAAAUUAUUGCUUGGCGCUCAAAGAGGAUGACAAUGGGUCGCUGAGGAUUGGGUUGGCCGAGAAUAUCGCUUCGAAGAAAGCAAGAGGGUGGUAA